This is a messenger RNA of Colletotrichum lupini, 903 nucleotides long. RefSeq lists its product as uncharacterized. Lineage: Eukaryota; Fungi; Ascomycota; Sordariomycetes; Glomerellales; Glomerellaceae. The record is from RefSeq and is a predicted model, not a curated record. The transcript has 6 exons. Bases 1 to 903 code for a protein of 300 amino acids.
AUGUCGGAAAACGAGGGUGUCGUCCCGGAAGAAGUCCCAAUUUGGAGAACAGCUCUGCAGACACCACAGACAUAUCUCAGCCGCGGACGUCCACUGGUAGCGCGGCAGGCUUUGCCGCCCUACGAAAUCGCGCAUGAGGACUCUUCGAUCCGGGUGUAUCUGCUUUGUACUAUGCCGUGGUGUUCUAGACAUCUUGAACACGCGCAGUCGAGGACAUGCACUGUGCUACCACCGCACUGCACACCUCCUCUCGGAUAUAAGCGCAAGCCCAUGAGGACUCAUUGUUCAACAGGCCAACUUUUCUUGUGCAACUCCGAGAACCUCAUGAGCAGUCUUGGCAGAAAUGUACAUCGGCCUGCCGAUGUUUUCUGUCGCCAAGUAGCCGAUCUCGAGUCUCCAAGGGGACCUGAACAGGCGAUCAAGUCAAUGCCCAUAGUUUCGCGCGAUACAACACCUGCUCACGAGACAAGCCUGUUCGCGAAGAACAUAGCAUGGCAAUGGAGAUGGGAAAGCAAGAUGCCAGGAUCAACGCUGUUCCAGCAGCUAGAGAUGACCACCUGCCUCAUAUCUAAACCACACAACACUAUAAAACAAAACAUCUCCACCGCGAAAUCAACAAACAUCCUUGUUCUACAUCAUCAACACAUCAAACACACUCAGACAUCAAUCAAUCAACCAAACCAAACACUCAAAACACUCAAGCAACCUACCAACUUACCACUUUCUCAAACAUCAACCAGCAACCUUCUGCAAAGAACCAUACAUCAAACCACAACGAUUACCCAAACAACCGACACCAUCAACCAAACCGACGCCAUGGCUCCCACUUGGCCCGUCACUCGCCCCAAGCCUCCUCACCCCCCUCCCGACCCGGCUCCCAAGCCCCUUCCUCCCAGCAAGUAA